Molecule: messenger RNA, 2422 nt
Organism: Ornithodoros turicata
Lineage: Eukaryota; Metazoa; Arthropoda; Arachnida; Ixodida; Argasidae
Product: zinc finger protein 664-like
Exons: 4
Coding region: 199-1641 (480 amino acids)
Biological process (GO): regulation of gene expression
Cellular component (GO): nucleus
Source: RefSeq, a predicted model, not a curated record
AAUCUCUACAGGGUACCCCUCUCUGGCAUGUCCUCUGUCCUGACUCGGAACCCUCGAAGACGGCCUCUCUGAAGACCCCUGAAUACAGGCCCUCUGGGGACAAACACCAACAGUUUACUCCCCACGAAGGAAGAGGCGAGAGAUCCUUGUGUCCUCGAGUGAUCAAGCUCCAGCCCCUCGGAUUCACAACCUGAAGAGAUGCAGCUCUCACCAGAGUUCAGUGGUCAGAUCGUGAAAGUGAAAUCGGAACCACCCGAUUUUGCCUGCCUGCCAGAAGAGGGCCAGGUACAGCAACAGCAGUGCAACGAGCUUCCACCAGGAGGUGAUGCUGAUGGAGUGACAUCUGGUACGUGUCACAUUAAAGAAGAACGUCGAGAGGAAUCUUCCAAUGAACAUCCAAUCAUAGAAGUGAAGACAGAGCCUUACAAUGUUGCAAUCAUAACAGAGCUGGACCAGAUGGGACGCAACUGUGAUUCAAUACCUGAAGACGCAAGAGGGAACACUGAUACGCUCCAUAUUAAGGACAAGCCUAAAGGCACUUGUGAUCAAGAAUACUCUAGUUGCGCUUCUUCAGGUGCACAGUUCAACACAACAGCAGUUGAACUGCAGCCCGACGGCACUGCACUAUUCACUAUGAAUGACCAACCCGCUGAGCGACAUCGAGACCAGAGCAAGCCACGUGCACUCGCAUGCAUGUCGAAUAGCAGCCUCGAAUGCCACAUGUUUGCAGAGUGUCACAAUGAGUCUGAAAAGUGUUCCACUCCUCCUCCGACGGAUAUACAGAUGGGAGAGAAGGGUUCUGGGUGCAACAUCUAUCCCUCUGCAUUCUCGUGGUCACGAAGUGACGACAACCAUGUGGCGAAGCAUACUGAGAAGAGGCCAUACAAGUGCGAUGUCUGCCCUGCGGAGUUCAGUCAGGGCGGGCACCUACGGCGGCACAAGCGAGCACACACGGGAGAGAAGCCAUACAAGUGCGAUGUCUGCCCUGCAGAGUUCAGUCAGGGCGGGCACCUACGGCAGCACAAGCGAGCACACACGGGAGAAAAGCCACACAAGUGCGAUGUCUGCCCUGCGGAAUUCAGUCAGGGCGCGAACCUACGGCAGCACAAGCGAGCACACACGGGAGAGAAGCCAUACAAGUGCGAUGUCUGCUCUGCGGAGUUCAGUUGGGGCGGAAACCUACGGCAGCACAAGCGAGCACACACGGGAGAGAAGCCAUACAAGUGCGAUGUCUGCCCUGCGGAGUUCAGUCAUAGCGGGAACCUACGGCGGCACAAGCGAGCACACACGGGAGAGAAGCCAUACAAGUGCGAUGUCUGCCCUGCGGAGUUCAGUCAGGGCGGGCACCUACGGCAGCACAAGCGAGCACACACUGAAGAGAAGCCAUACAAGUGUGAUGUCUGCCCUGCGGAGUUCAGUUGGGGCGGAAACCUACGGCGGCAUAAGAGAGCACACACGGGCGAGAAGCCAUACAAGUGCCACCUCUGCCACGCAGAGUUCAGCCGCAGCGGGCCCCUACAGCAGCACAAGCGGGCACACACGGGGGAGAAGCCAUACAAGUGUGACGUUUGCCACGCAAAGUUUAGUUACAACGGGAAUCUACAGCAGCACAAGCGGACACACACGGCUGAGCAGCCAUAAAAUUGCAACCUCUGUCCUGCAGUGUUCAUCCACAACCCAAACUUGCGGUGUGAAACAUGUGCAGUCCCUGUCGUGUAGAAUAUCACAAGCAGACAGCCUGCAGUGAGAAACCACAAAGGAGCGUUCUCUGUUCUGCAAAGCUGAGCCACAGCACAAACCUGCAGUGAAACAAGAAGACCUACAUGGGUGUGAAGCCAUACAAGUGCAACCUCUGUGCUGCAGAGCACGAACGCACAAAGUUAGAGAAGCCGCUGCUAGAGCUAGUUCAGCCAGAGCAUGAUCUGUGACCUAACAUGACGCCACGACACACUUGGGAUGGUGACCAUACAAGUGCUUAGAGGCCGCGUACACUUUAAAGUGCACCAGUCCUGGGCUGUCGCAUGUCCUUGAUGCAGACAUCUGAAGGAGCACAUGCUAAUGCACAGAUAGGCGAACGCUAUUCCGAUGCGAUCUGUAUUCCGCCGUAUUUUACUUGUUUUUCACAUUUAUGAAACUCUCACUCACGAACAGGCAGAGGGUAAAAAGAGGUGGUGACACAUGUGAAACGUAAACAAACAACCAACGAAGGGACAGCCAUACAAUGGCUCUGAACUGCUAACCAGUGUUUACUUCCAUGAAAAACAUGCAUUGCAUUGCUUCCGUUUUGCCUCUGUGUUCCUUUCUGUGUCUUUAUUCCUUUCCUCUGUUUAUGAUGAAUGCUUCGUUUACGCCCUGCAUCUCCUCACCUGAUGACAUAAACGAAUAAGUCAACCCAAAGAAAUAAAAGAAUAUUUCUACAAGA